Leptinotarsa decemlineata (Colorado potato beetle) is the source of this 933-nucleotide messenger RNA. RefSeq lists its product as uncharacterized. Lineage: Eukaryota; Metazoa; Arthropoda; Insecta; Coleoptera; Chrysomelidae. The record is from RefSeq and is a predicted model, not a curated record.
AUGAAUACUCCAAAGAUACUGGCAGAAAAAACUCAACGUCAAAUCGGCCAAAUUGUUUCUGCAGAGAGAGGCGAGUUGGUGACAUUUGGAGGAAUCAUUACUGGAACUGGCAAUAGUAUUUCACCUGUAUAUGUAUUUCCCAGGGUUCAUUAUAGAAGCCAUUUUUUAAAUGAUGCUCCUGAAGGGUCUUUAGGCUUAUCGUCUAGAUCUGGUUGGAUAAAUAGCGAAUUAUUCAUAGAGGUUCUUAAACAUAUCCAAAGAUACACAACUAGCACGAAGGAAAGACCGAUUCUUCUAAUUUGUGACAAUCAUGAGUCACAUAUUUCAGUUGAAGCAAUUAAUUAUUCACGUGAAAAUGGAAUUGUUUACUUAUCAUUUCCUCCACACAUAUCUCACAAACUCCAACCUCUUGAUGUCGGUGUUUUCGGUCCGUUUGAAGCAAAACUCAAGGUAGCCUUCAAUGACUGGCACAUUAAUCACCCUGGAAAAGCUUCAACUAUUUAUGGUAUUCCAAGUCUUUCUAAAUUGGCUUUUUUUGAAUUUUUCAACGCGAAAAAUAUGAGCGCAUUUGCUAAGACUGGAAUCGUGCCAUUCAAUAGAUUGGUAUUUUCUGAAGAAGAUUUUUCUCCUUGUGACGUUUAUAGCAAACAAAAAUCACAAAAUGAUCCUACAAAUGAUUCUAGUGCCAAUCCAAUUGAUCCCGAAUCGACGAUAGAGAGCGAGCAAUGUGUUACACCACCUCCAACUAGAGAGUCACCAAACAUCAUGAAUGAUGUUGAGUUACAUAAUAUGUCUUCCACAUCAAGAGCAUUUGAUGGAAUCAAUGAAACACUCACAACCAAGCCAUGCAUAACUCCUGAAGUUGUAUGGCCUUAUCCAAAAAUUUACCGAAACUUUCCAACCAGAAAAGGAAAGGGAAAGGGUAAAUCGUGA